Molecule: messenger RNA, 861 nt
Organism: Rotaria sp. Silwood1
Lineage: Eukaryota; Metazoa; Rotifera; Eurotatoria; Philodinida; Philodinidae
Source: the annotation of a GenBank genome assembly
AUGAAUAAUUCAAAUAUUGCUCGACCUAUACCUUUAAAUCCUCAAUCAACAACAGAAAUUAAAAUUGAUAAACAGUCGACAUCAUGGUCAUCAUCAUCAUUAGAUCGUUUACAUACAGAAGCAAUAAUUCAUUAUAAAGCAUUACAAAUUCUACAAGCACAAUUUUCUCUUAUACCUCCACCACCACCACUGCCUCCAGCAAUUCAUCCACAUGCUCUUGCUGCAAUAUUUUCUUCGUCGAAUUCAUUAAAUUCAAGUUCAAAUUCUUCAUCAUCAUCAUCAUUAACACCUGUUUCUUUACGUAAAGAAUCAUCGGAUAAAUGGUGGAGUGUUAAUGAAUAUUCAUCAAGUUUAUUUGGUUAUGUAACACGACGAUGUAAACGUUGUCGUUGUCCUAAUUGUAUUAAUCAACCAUCAACCAUAUUAACUGAUUCAUCAACAUCAAAACGUCAACAUAUAUGUCAUAUAUGUAAAAAAAUUUAUGGUAAAACAUCACAUUUAAAAGCACAUUUACGUUGGCAUGCUGGUGAACGUCCAUUUCGUUGUACUUGGAUUUUUUGUUCUAAAGCAUUUACACGUUCAGAUGAAUUACAACGUCAUUUACGUACACAUACAGGUGAAAAACGUUUUGCUUGUUCAAAAUGUGGAAAACGUUUUAUGCGUUCUGAUCAUUUAUCAAAACAUUCAAAAACUCAUGAUAUAUCAUCAUCAACAAUAACAAUUGAUCAUCCACCAAUAGAACUUAUGGAAACAACUAUGGGAAUUAUUAAUAGUACAAGUAGUGAUGAAAUAUCAUCACAUGAAGAAGAAGAAGAAGAAGAAGAGGGCGAAGAUGAUGAGAUUAUUGAUGUGCAAUAUUAA